GUAUGGGGCCGCUGCAGAUAUGCCUGUUUUUUUUUUUCGUUUUUUUUUUUUUUUUUUCCCCAAGUGCUGCGGAAAAUGUUCCUGAAUCUGCGGCGGACGUGCUGAGUCCUCGUCACGAGCGGAAAAGUGCUGCGAUCGCCGUGUGAAAAUGUGCGCGAGACGGACGGCGGAGUACGACGAGGAACUUCGGGGCCCGAAAGAGGAGGAGGAGCCAAAAGGUCAACGACCGGACGCUGCGUUCAAUCUGCGGCCUCCAACUGUGCCGCGCAGAGCAGACAUCACUGAAGAUCUUCGUACGGAGCGGCAGGAGCCAGAGCCCCCUCACAUUAAAGAGGAGGUGGAGGACGAAGAGGUCCACCACAUCAAAGAGGAAGACGAUCCCAUUUCGAUUAAAAAAGAGGAAGAAGAAGCAUGUCCCCACAUCAAAAAGGAAGAGGAGGAGAUCACCACCAAGACUGGUGUCCCUCUGAAGAGCGAAGCUGAAGGUCAAAGUGAGAAGAGCAGAGGGGCGGAGCCUCCAACCACCAGCUCAAGUCAACGCAUGACAACAGAAGGUGAUGGAGACCACUGUGGAGGAUCACAAGCAUUGUCAGAUCGGGACGAGAUGACGGCACAUCAUCCUCACACUGAUGAUGAUAAACAGUCUGAACGUUAUAUGACGUAUAGCACUGAAAACAAACGAUGGAAAUGUUCUCAGUGUGGGAAAUUAUUUGCCAAUAAGAGCAUUUUGAAACAACACGUGAGAACCCACACUGGAGAACAACCUUUUUCCUGCUCAGUUUGUGGUCAAAGGUUCACUCAGAAGGGAAACUUGAAUAUACAUGCAAGAAAGCACACUGGUGAGAAACCUUUUUCCUGCUCAGUUUGUGGUCUAAGAUUCACUCAGAAGGGAAACUUAGGAAAACACACAAGAACCCACACUGGUGAGAAACCUUUUUCCUGCUCCCUUUGUGGUCAAAGAUUCUCUGUGAAGGGAUAUUUACAAAGUCACACAAGAACCCACACUGGAGAGAAACCGUUUUCCUGCUCAGUUUGCGGUCAAAGAUUCUCUGUGAAGGUAAAGUUAAAAAUACACACAAGAACCCACACUGGAGAAAAACCUUUUUCCUGCUUAGUUUGUGGUCAAAGAUUCACUCAGAAGGGAAACUUAAAAAAACACAUAAGAACCCACACUGGGGAGAAACCUUUUUCCUGCUCCGUUUGUGGCCAAAGAUUAUCUGAAAAGGAAAGUUUAAAAAUACACACAAGAACGCACACUGGUGAGAAACCUUUUUCCUGCUCAGUUUGUGGCCAAAGAUUCUCUUAUAAGUAUCAGGUUCAGACACACAAGUGUGCCGGUGAGAAGAGCAGUGAUCAAGUUGAAAAUGUAAAUACUGAAUCUAAAAAGUCAUGACUUACAAUAAUCUACAUUAUUGCAUUCUGUGUAUCAGCUUUUAUUGUAUCCAUCUUCUUGUUGUCCUUCUAUUUUCUAAAAGUGUUUAGAAUGAACACUUUUUGUGCUCACAUGAAAAGUCUUUUUACACAAUAACGAUUGAAAAUAGUGAUUCUUCUCUCGCUCUCGUACAGCGCAGAAGCUUUUUUGCUCGCUCUGCUUGGUUCGCUUCUGUUUACAUUUUUUCUUGCCGAUAAGCUUCUUUUUCUUCCAAAGAUUUUUGGAAUCAGCGACUCCUGGAUAUUUUUAAACCUGUGGGACUGUACUUUUUUUUGUAGCUAGUCAGUUGUUGCUAUAUUCCAAUAUUUUGUGACGCCCUCUGACCCUUACGUGAGCGUGGCCUGCUAAUUAGCACGAGCCUGCAAUUAGCAACAAGACCAGCAAGAAAAAAGACUUCCAAAUAGAUUUGAGCCCCUUUUACAAGACCCUGGCCAAGAAUGCUCAUCCGCCACCACCCCUGAAAGGUGUGAAACUAAAUCAUACAAGACCAAAAUGGCACCGCAAACAUUAAUAGUUGGUGAUGGAGCUGUCAAGGAUGUGAAACGGUUUUGCAGUGAGAGGAACACCAACGUACUGUGUUUUACCAACGACAUGGUGUCUGAUAUCUCGAAAAAAAAAACCUGGAGAUCGCUAAUCAUACAUACGUGUGCAUGUAUGCGGUCUGUAAUAUAAUACAUGACGUCACACUGAUGAAGAUGACGAUGGUAAAAAGUCUGAAGGCGAUCUGACAUGUCACACUGACAACAAACGAUGGAAAUGUUGUCAGUGUGGGAAAACAAUUGAAUUUCGUGAGGUCCAUAUCAAAUGAAUGAAUGAAUGAUUGAUUGAACUCGGUAAGCUGUAAAGUGUACAGUGUAUGUGAUCCAUAAUAAAAUAUGCUUCUUCAAA
Messenger RNA from Phyllopteryx taeniolatus (common seadragon), 2320 nucleotides. RefSeq names its product oocyte zinc finger protein XlCOF6.1-like. Gene Ontology annotation, molecular function: DNA-binding transcription factor activity; RNA polymerase II cis-regulatory region sequence-specific DNA binding. The record is from RefSeq and is a predicted model, not a curated record. Gene Ontology annotation, biological process: regulation of transcription by RNA polymerase II. NCBI's taxonomy places the organism in Eukaryota, Metazoa, Chordata, Actinopteri, Syngnathiformes, Syngnathidae. Bases 149 to 1393 code for a protein of 414 amino acids. The transcript has 3 exons.